UUCAGUGACCCGGGGCAGAGGGACGUUCCCAGCCGCCAUUCCUCGCCACAGCCAGGCCCCAAGGGACGAGACACGGGUCCUCCCCGUCCCUCCUCCAGGGGUGGCUGUGGAAAAAAGCCAGGCGGCCCUGCCCGCCACAAGAUGGCGAGGACAGGUGGGCAGGGUGGGUGGGGACUGGAGAGAAGGGACCGUGAGUCCUGGGUCCAGGGGCCUCCUGUCAGCGGCUCAUUUCACGCCUGAGCCCCCAGGGCCGGCUUCCGCCCCAGCUUCCCCUUCUGUGCGCUGCCCUCAGCCACAUCGCAACUGCAGAGUGAGCUCACGCCCGGCAGGUCCAGGUAGACCCAGACCAUGCUGCUCCUGCUGUCCCUGCUGUCCCUGCCGCUGCGCGGGUCCUGGGCUCAGCAGCCAGGGUACUGGCUGCAGGUGGAGAGGCAGGUGACGGUGCAGGAGGGCCUGUGCAUCCUCGUGCCCUGCUCCUUCUCCUACCCCAGCGACGGCUGGGACUCUGACCCGGUCUACGGCUACUGGUUCAAAGAAGGCGCCGAGGUGGAAAAGGGGUCCCCUGUGGCCACGAACAACCCAAACAGAAAUGUGUGGUGGCACACCCAGGACCGGUUCCAGCUCGUGGGCAAGCCCCUCGAGAAGAACUGCGCCCUUCUGAUCAGAGCGGCGUGGUGGAGUGACGGGGGAACGUACUUCUUCCGGGUGGAGACAGGAAAGAAGGUGAAAUACAGUUUCAAGACCGAGAGGCUCACGCUGGAAGUGACAGACCUGACUCAGAGGCCAGAUAUCUUCGUUCCUGACACCCUGGAGCCCGGACAGCCCGUGACCGUGCUCUGCGUCUUCAACUGGAGCUCCAAGCAAUGCCCAGUCCCUGCCAUCUCCUGGGCAGCACCCGCCCUGGACUCUAAAGAAACCAGACCAGCAGACGCCCCCUACAUCAUGCUCAGCCUCACCCCACGACCCCAGGACCAGGACGCCGAGCUCACCUGCCGAGUGGACUUCUCCAGGAGCAGCCGGAGCUCCGAGAGGACGGUCAGACUGCGCGUGGCCUAUCCCCCCAAACACCUUGUGGUCAGCAUUUCCCAUGACAGCGGACCAGCCCCGGACACCCAGGGCAAUGGCUCCCGUGUGGAGGCCCAGAAAGGCCAGCUCCUGCGGCUCCUCUGCGCUGCUGACAGCCGGCCCCCUGCCACGCUGACCUGGGACCUGGAGGGCAGAGUCCUUGCUCGGUCCCCUCCCUCGGGACCCAGAACCCUAGAGCUGGAGCUGCCCAGGGUGAGGCCUGGGGACGCAGGGCGCUACACCUGCAGGGCAGAGAACAGGCUGGGCUCCCAGCACAGCUCCCUGGAGCUCUCCGUGCAGUAUCCCCCGGAGGACCUGAGAGUGACAGUUUCCCAAGCAAACAGGACAGUCCUGGAAAUCCUCGGGAACGGCACAUCCCUGCCCAUGAUGGAGGGCCAGAGCCUGCGCCUGGUGUGUGCCACCCACAGCAGCCCCCCAGCCAAGCUGAGCUGGGCCUGGGGGACACAGCCCCUGAGCCUCUCCUGGUCCUCAGCCCCUGGGGUCCUGGAGCUGCCCCGGGUGCAGAUGGAGCAUGAAGGGGAAGUCACCUGCCACGCAGAGAACCCGCUGGGCACCCGGAGUGUCUCUCUCAGCCUCUCUGUGCACUAUGCCCCCCAGCUGCUGGGCCCCUGGUGCUCCUGGGAGGCUGAGGGUCUGCGCUGCAGCUGCUCCUCCCGGGCCCGGCCUGCCCCCUGCUCCUCCCGGGCCCGGCCUGCCCCGUCCCUGCACUGGCGGCUCGGGGAGGAGCUGCUGGAGGGGAACAGCAGCAACGCCUCCUUCACGGUCUCCUCCAGCCGGGCCGGGCCCUGGGCCAACAGCUCACUGAGCCUCCACGGGGGACUGAGCUCAAGUCUCAGGCUCAGCUGUGAGGCAGGAAAUGAGCACGGGGCCCAGAGCACCACUGUCCUGCUGCUGCCAGACAGGACACCCAUCUCCGCCGCGCUCUCCAAGGGAGUGUUCGUGGGCAUCGGGGGCACCGCACUCCUUUCCCUCGGUCUCGUUCUCAUCCUCGUGAAGGCGCUGAGGACCUCGAGGGCCCAGGCCGAGGCCCUGAGGCCCAAGCUCUCCCGGAGAAGCACCAUCCUGGAUUACAUCAAUGUGAUCCCUAAAGCCAGGCCCCUGGCUCGGAAUCAGAAGGCCAAGCCAAGCAGCCCUUCCCAGAUCCCUUCUCCAGAAACCCGCACCCCAGUACCAAAGAAGAACCAAAAGGAGCAGCACUGGGUUUCCCUUGGCUGCCCAGAGCCCAAGACAUUCACUGGCAAAGCAGACUCUGAGAUCAGCCCCGAGGGGCUCCACUACGCUACUCUGAACUUCCCAGGCCCCCGACCGCGGGAGAGCCAGCAGCCCACGGACACCCACGAAGACUACGCGGAAAUCCAGUUCUACCCAGGGCCUCGCAGGCCUUAGGGCCGAACCUCGGCUGGGGAGCAAGGUGGGGUGAUAAAAAGGUUCAGAGAAAAGAGUGCAAAGUUUCUCUUCUUAAAAUGAGAUUUUCCAAGGACGGGUCCGCCCAGCCCGGCCCAGGCACGUGGAACAGCGUAACAAAUCAGUCCGUCCGGCGUGGCCGUGCCUGGCUGAGCCCCGGGAGCCCAGGUACCACCCCAGCAUCGCGCUCACAGCCCCCCAGAUUCUCCAGGGUGGCAGGGCCUUAGAGGUGACUGCUGCCGCUUGGACGUAGUUUAAAUGUGCUCCUCAAAGCAUUGUGCGAUGGAAUCUGUCCCCGGCAGUAAAAGUUUUACUAAGGCAGUAAAACUUUGAGGCGGUGGGGCCUAAAGAAAGGUGGAUAGGUCCAGGGGACUUCACCCCGGGAGCGGCCGCGCUGACCCUCAGACUGGGGCUGGUCGGGCUGUCUCAGCGCUCUUGCUUUCCGCCUCCUGUGUAAUCUCUCCCUCUCACACAUGCACAGUUACCUCCUUGCAUAACAACUGCUUGAAACAGAGUAUUCACUGUGAAGAUGUCCCAGUCUCAGCCAGGGGGUAAACCGAAAGCCACCCCAGCCUGGCCCAGCUCCCCUCCGUUUCACCAUCUCUCCUGCAAGGGGCGCUACUGACUGAAAAGCGGCUCAGCCAACUCCCGGUCCGAAGGCGAGUUAGCGCUAAGUCCACCGGAAACAAGACGCUAAACAAUAGGGAGACGAUUCAGAGAGGAGAGCAUGCAGCUAUUUGCGAAAAGUGCUGUAAAGUGUGUGUGGGGGGGUCAGAAGUGGACUGCGCUUUGUCCAAGCACGGGCAGACGGUCGAUGUCAAUAAA
Fukomys damarensis (Damara mole-rat) is the source of this 3315-nucleotide messenger RNA. RefSeq names its product sialic acid binding Ig like lectin 10 (gene Siglec10). Gene Ontology annotation, cellular component: plasma membrane. The transcript has 12 exons. Bases 349 to 2472 code for a protein of 707 amino acids. Gene Ontology annotation, molecular function: sialic acid binding. Lineage: Eukaryota; Metazoa; Chordata; Mammalia; Rodentia; Bathyergidae. The record is from RefSeq and is a predicted model, not a curated record. Gene Ontology annotation, biological process: cell adhesion.